Molecule: messenger RNA, 1059 nt
Organism: Ramularia collo-cygni
Lineage: Eukaryota; Fungi; Ascomycota; Dothideomycetes; Mycosphaerellales; Mycosphaerellaceae
Exons: 3
Coding region: 1-1059 (352 amino acids)
Molecular function (GO): RNA binding
Source: RefSeq, a predicted model, not a curated record
AUGAUGUUUGCACUUCGCCGCGCCGCCCUGCGCAUUGCGCAGCAACCCAGCCGACAGCUGUCAACUAUUCGACCAAUCGCUCGGCCAUCGCAAUUCCAGCCUCAAAUCAUCUCAAGCUGCAGAUCGUUUCAUCAGACCCUAAGAUGGGCCGCCGAGGAGGAGAAGAAGCCUGCGGAGGAAGCCGCAGCCAGCCCAGCGGAAGCACAGGAUCCAACCGAAACCGUCACGACCGAGCCAAGCGCGGCUGAACAGGCAGAAAUCAAGGAAGAGAGCAUUGCCACCCCGGAUGUCGCAGACGCCGCUCAACAGCAAUCCUCGUCCGCCGAGGGUACGAUAUCGGACAUCCUUUCCGAGGGUAAGAGCCGGGCUGAGAGCGCGGUUUCCUCUGCUCGGGACGCUUUCUCGAGUGUGUCGCAGACCGUUCAGCAAGCAACUACUGGCCGUGAUAGGCGUGGGCCUGGAGGUCGCGAGAGAAGGCCCGAGACUCCCCCCAGCAAGGUUUUGUACGUUGGCAAUCUCUUCUUCGAGGUCACCGCGCCUGCCCUCGAGGCUGAAUUCAGCCGCUAUGGAGAAAUUGUGAAUAGUCGCAUCGUCACCGAUCCCCGGGGCAUGAGCAAGGGCUUCGGAUACGUUGAGUUCACUUCGCAGACCGACGCCGACGCUGCGUUGGAUGCGCUCGAUCAGCAAGUGUUUCAAGGCAGACGGAUGGCAGUCCAGUACCACAUGAAGAGAGAUUUCGGCACAACAGGCUCCAGAGACCGACGCGCUCGCGAGCCCGGACCACCUAGCAAGACUUUGUUUAUUGGAAACAUGUCAUACCAAAUGAGCGACCGCGAUCUGAAUGACUUGUUCAAGGAGAUCAAGAACGUUCUUGAUGUCCGCGUCGCCAUCGAUCGCCGAAGCGGUCAGCCUAGGGGCUUUGCACACGCUGACUUCGUCGAUAUUGAGAGCGCCGAACAAGCGAAAGCGCUGCUUGAGCGCAAGGUGGUUUACGGCCGUCAGCUUAACAUAGACUUCAGCGCCGGAUCAGCCCAGGACAGAAGCCCCGGCCAUGAAUAA